Stegodyphus dumicola is the source of this 2074-nucleotide messenger RNA. RefSeq names its product ess-2 splicing factor homolog (gene Es2). Lineage: Eukaryota; Metazoa; Arthropoda; Arachnida; Araneae; Eresidae. The record is from RefSeq and is a predicted model, not a curated record. Gene Ontology annotation, cellular component: catalytic step 2 spliceosome.
UGUGUGUGUCCAGUUGUUGAUGAAAAUGGAGGUGACGGAAAUGGAUAAAAAAUUAAAUACACCUGUGACAAGUAGUGCACUGCAAGAAAAUGGAGUGGAAAACAAAGUUUUUUGUAGAAAGAAAAAGAAGAUUUUAUCUGAAGAGGAAUAUACAGAGGAAAUGGAGAAAAUAAUCACCCGAGACUUUUUUCCUGAUUUGCCUAAACUGAAAGCUCAAAAUGAAUAUCUGGAUGCCUUAGAAAAAGGAGAUCUUGCAAAAAUCCAAGAAAUCCAGUCAACUUAUCAGCUAACUCAGAGUACUAGAAGUAAAAUCAGUUCAUGUAGAGCUGCAACACCUGCUACAUUUGAAACACCUGAGCAGUUACAGAAUGUUUCACCUGUGAGAAACACUGAGGAUGACAAUGAAGAUACUGAAACUGUGAUAACUGUUGCAACAGAAAAAAUUAAGAAAUCCUUGGAUAAGUUUCUGUCUGAAGCAACAAGUGAAGAUAAUGCAUCAUUUCAAGUAAUCAUGCAAAAAUCUGCUGAAGUGCACCAAAAAAAAUAUCCAUGGUUAUACAAAGAUGAAAAUCUAGAAGGGAAAAAAUUAUCAGACAUGAUAGCAUUACCUCCUUCUGAAAGGAAGUCUAUUGAAGGGAAGAAUAAAGAUCUAGUAACUUGGGCUUAUAAAAACAGAAAUUAUCUUAUGUAUGUUCCAGACGGAGCUGAGCUGACAGCUGAAGAAAAGCUUGCAAAUGAAAGCAGAAAAGAGAUUUUGCAUCAUAAUAGUAGGUUUGAAACUCCACCUUUUGAUGAGCAAGCUAACAAAGAAGCUAUAGCAGAAGCAGCUUCUGUGCAGGCUAAAAUGAAAGAAGGUAGAGUGGGCAUUGAUGGCAAAGAAAUUGUUCCAGGGGAUUCACCGCAGGUUAAUGGUUAUGGAUUUGUUGGUACACCUAUACCAGCACCAGGUGUAACAGAUACUCCUAUAAUGACAUGGGGAGAAAUAGAAGGUACUCCUUUUCGACUUGAUGGAAGUGAUACCCCAUUGCCACAAAAUCCUAAUGGUCAGCAAUUUAAAAUUCCUAACCUGUCAGCACGAGAAAAAAUUGCAUUGUCUCUGGCUGACAAAGCUGCCAAAAAACACAGAAAGGUUAAUAAAGCAAGUCCAAGACUGUUGAGCUCCGACUCCAAAUUUGGAUCUGCUACACCAAGAACUCCCAUUGAAAAGCUGCAGUAUAUGUCUCCUGCUGCUCGUAGGUUGGCAUGUGCAAAAUUAGGCAUUCAGCGUGACACAGAUAAAGCUCUAAGGGCGAGCUAUUCACCUUCACCUUUAAGAACACCUACUGCUGCUAGGACUCCAGUAACUUCUUCCACACCAGAUAUUAUAAGAACUCCAGUGUCACCUGCAACUCCUACAGCGAAAGUGACAGUUAUCACUCCAUCCCAUGCAGAAACUAUGUUGAAUUUGCCUAAGAGACAUAAAGCAAGUGAUUUCUUCUAGCAUUUUAUGUAAUUUAAAUUAAUCAAGAAUGCUGUGUUACUAAAAGCUGAAUAUUUAUUGUAUCAUACUGUUAAAAAAUCACAAAUUUGUAUAUAUGUAUAUUAUUUUCAUUAAAUGUGUAUUUUUUUAAUUUUGAUAGCACUCUGUUAUGAAAUUUUUAGUUAUUGCAAUGUUCAGCUAUGAAAUGUUUAUGUUUUUAUGUUUUCCAAAAUAAGUUAUAUGCUUCAGAACAUUUGCACAAUUGAAUAGGUUUGAAGUGAUGUUGUCAAAGACAUUUUGAUUUUGAUUAAAGCGUAUCAUAUUAUAUUUUAAAUUAUUUAUUGAGAAUUGGUCCCCCUUUUGUAAUUUGAUACUUUUAUCAGUCAUUCUUCCAGAGAUAUGUAAUUGAAAAUUCUGCUAACUAAUGUGCCUUCUUAUGUCUGACUUUUCAUAAAAUUGUUGAUAUUUAGUUCUCAAAUUAAUUUAAUAACAGGAAAAAAUCAAAUAAGAAGCUGAUAAAUUUUGUUAUACCCAGUUUUAUUUAUUUAUUUUUUUUAUGGCUGUUCGUGAAACUGAGCUCAAGAUGCCAAAAUAAAAGGCAUAUUUACAAUUGAA